Grus americana (Whooping crane) is the source of this 744-nucleotide messenger RNA. RefSeq lists its product as uncharacterized. Bases 1 to 744 code for a protein of 247 amino acids. Lineage: Eukaryota; Metazoa; Chordata; Aves; Gruiformes; Gruidae. The transcript has 2 exons. The record is from RefSeq and is a predicted model, not a curated record.
AUGGCGGAGCCGCCCGAGCCGCCCUCCCCGCCCCGUCCCGUAUCGCCCAGCGCCGCCGUCAUCCCGGUGCCCCAGCCUCCCGGUACCACCGUCAUCCCGGCACUGCUGUCAUCCCGGUGCCCCCAGCCAUCCGGUACCAUCAUCCUCCCAGUGCCCCCAGCCUCCCGGUACCACCGUCACCCUGGUGCCCCCGUCCUCCCGGCACCGCCAUCCUCCCAGUACCACCAUCCUCCCGGCGCCGCCGUCAUCCCGGUGCCCCCAGCCUCCCAGUACCACCGUCAUCCCGGUGCCCCCACCCUCCCGGUGCCCCCAUCUUCCCAGUGCCCCCAGCCUCCUGGUACCCCCAGCCUCCCAGCACUGCCGUCAUCCCGGUGCCAUCAUCCUCCCAGUGCCCCCAUCCUCCUGGUACCACCAUCCUCUCGGUGCACCCAUCCUCCCAGCACCGCUGUCAUCCUGGUGCCCCCAGCCUCCCAGUACCACCAUCACCCCAGUGCCCCCAUCCUCCCGGCACCGCCAUCCUCCCAGUACCACCAUCCUCCCAGCACCGCUGUCAUCCCAGUGCACCCAUCCUCCCAGUACCGCCAUCCUCCCAGUGCAUCCAUCUCUGUAUCCCCGGACUGCAUCCCUGCCUGGGCGCUGCGCCCUCACUCCAGUCCCCAGCCACAUGACAGCAGCCAAACCAGCUCCCACCAGGCUGCCCUAAAUGCGGCCCUAGACCAACCUAUGGACUGUGCACCCUCCUAA